CUUUUCUCUCAAAUUCACAUUACUGACUAGUUACCAUUGAGUUUCUCUAGCUCUUCGCUGGCUUUUUGUUUAUUUUGGCCUUCAUCAUGGAAUCACGUUUCUUCCGAGUUCAGUGGAGUAGGCUACUAUGGUGUCCCCCUACGGUGACCUUCAAAGACACUCUCUACGAUAGUAUCUCACGACUGGGAGCAUUUCGGCCUACUCCACCUCCGUCCGCAGCGAUUCCCAUUCAUGACGCCAUUAAUAUUUUGGUCGAUAUCCGACGUUUCAGUAUGCUUCCAACACCUUACAUCGAUAAUGUUAUGAACGAAGCACAAAUGGUCGCAAAGCAGUUCACUUCCCAGUGGAAAGCAAACCAGAUCAUGAAAUCGCAAACGGCAGAAGUUUCCACAAUCGGCGCGACGGCACGUACCUUUUGGAGGGUAAUUCUAUCUCAACUUGCUGGAGCCAGGGCAUUCUCACACUAUUCUGCCGAUGAGAUUGUGAUCAGUAUCACGCCCCACGACGGUCAACCUAUCAACUAUACCUGGGACCAGGUUACGCAGGCAUACAAGAAGUUUUCACCAACAACGCCCCCAGAUAGUCCCUCUGAAGGUUCUGCAUACGUAGAACUAUAGGUCGAGGAUGCGGGCUACUAGCAGGCAAGGAGGCAGCAAUCCUGUCGUCUUGAAUCUCACGAAGAAUUCAAUUGAGGCUUGGGAUUGGCAUAGCUGUGUAGUUUAGGGGUCUGCAGCUGGCGGACAUGACUGCCUGUGGAGGGCACAAGUGGGACAUGACUUUACACGGUGGAUCGUUGCGAAGAUAAGGAUCGGAGUCAAGUAUUCGGUCUUUCUCGACUCUGAUACCGAUUGUAUAGGACUACCUGACUCAGUUGACCCUAAAUUCGAUCAUUUUUUGCGGGCAGUGAUUGAGGCAGGAACGGG
Messenger RNA from Exophiala oligosperma, 923 nucleotides. RefSeq lists its product as uncharacterized. The coding region runs from base 87 to 617 and encodes 176 amino acids. The record is from RefSeq and is a predicted model, not a curated record. NCBI's taxonomy places the organism in Eukaryota, Fungi, Ascomycota, Eurotiomycetes, Chaetothyriales, Herpotrichiellaceae. The transcript has a single exon.